CCCUUAUUUGUCCUUAAAACAAAUUUGGAUUUACAUUUAUUAGAGCAGAUGUCCUAUUUUUAUUUUGGACAACACAUUUCCAAAUGGCACCAGGUCUUCUGUUGAUUUGAUGCUACACUGUGCUCAGAGAAGGAAGAAUUGAAUGUCCUCCGCAGAACUGGACUUCAACAAGGUAUUGUGAAGGAGCCCUUGCUUUCAAUAAAUAAUGAAGAUCUGUGGCCUGUGGGUGGUACAUGUACUGACUUUGGCCUUCUUUGCAUGGGGUGAUGAUAAUAUCCAACAGACCCGCAAUGACCGCGGAACAUUCUAUUAUGGAACAUUUCCAUCCAGUUUCUCAUGGGGAGUGGGCAGCUCUGCAUACCAAAUAGAAGGAGCAUGGGAUUCAGAUGGGAAAGGAGAGAGUAUCUGGGAUGUGUUCACUCACAGGAAAGGGAAAGUGUUUAUGAACCAGACGGGAGAUUCUACAUGUGAUGGAUACAAUAAAGUCAAGGAGGACUUUGAGCUGCUUAAGGAACUGAAGGUUUCUCAUUACCGUUUUUCUCUUUCUUGGCCACGUAUUAUCCCCACAGGAAUACAAGCUGAAGGUAUAAACGAGAAGGGGAUUAAAUACUACAAUGAUUUAAUUAACAUCCUUCUGCAAAACAAGAUCACCCCACUGGUCACCUUGUAUCACUGGGAUCUGCCACAGAAGCUCCAAGGAAGGUAUGGGGGCUGGCAGAAUAUCAGCAUGGUCACAUACUUUAAUGAUUAUGCCAACUUAUGUUUCGAGAGAUUUGGGGACAGAGUGAAGCACUGGAUCACAUUUAACUGCCCCUGGUCAGUGGCCGUUCAUGGGUAUGAGACAGGAAAACAUGCUCCUGGAAUGAAGCUGAUGGGGACAGGAGCGUACAAGGCAGCCCAUCACAUGAUUAAGGCACAUGCCCAGGUGUGGCACAGUUACAACAAGAAUUGGCGAAUCAAACAACAAGGCAUGGUGGGAAUCUCACUUACCACUGAAUGGGGGGAGCCAGUGGAUAUCUCCAACCAGAAGGACAUCGAGGCCGCAGAUAGAUUUAUUCAGUUUCAUCUAGGAUGGUUCGCCAACACUCUUUACAAUGGAGACUACCCACAGAUCAUGAAAGAACUUAUAGGCCAAAAAAGUGCACACCAGGGAUUGCGUGUGUCCCGUCUCCCCACUUUUACCUCUCAGGAGAAGAGUUAUAUCAAGGGAACAGUUGAUUUCCUUGGUAUUGGCCACUUUACCACUCGAUACAUCACAAGCAGGAACUACCCUUCAACCCACAGUCCAAGUUUCUACACUGACCGAGACCUUACAGAAUUGGUGGACCCGAGAUGGCCUGAGCCAGAGUCUAACUGGCUUUGCUCUGUGCCUUGGGGCUUUCGUAGGCUGCUCAAUUAUGUGAAGACACACUAUGGAAACCCUAUGGUAUUUGUAACAGAAAAUGGUGCUUCUGAGAAGAUGCAGUGUGUAGAGCUGUGCGAUGAAUGGAGAAUACAGUAUCUAAAAGGCUACAUUAAUGAGAUGUUAAAAGCUAUGAAAGACGGAGCCAAUGUUCAAGGUUACACUGCCUGGUCCCUUAUGGAUAUGUUUGAAUGGGAUGAUGGCUUCUCCGAGAGAUCUGGACUCUUCUAUGUGGAAUUCCAAAACAAAAACAAAUCACGUUAUCCAAAAGCAUCAGUUCCAUUUUUCAAGAGAAUUAUUGCUGCAAACGGAUUUCCUAAUCCCCGAGAGGUGGAAAACUGGCAACGUAAAUCGAUAGAAACCUGCUCUACCAUGAAUCAGCUCUUGGCUGCAGAGGAACAGAGGAAUACGGCUGCAAAUAUUCUGCGGCUUAUUCAUGACCCGCUGACCACUCACAUGGAAAUGGUAACAGAGAUUGUGGUGCCCACUGUGUUCACAAUCUGCAUUCUGAUAAGCGCAGUCCUUUUAAUGAUUCUGCUACGAAGGCAAAGCUAAAGCAGCAGGACACAGCAAAUAACCCCAUGGACUAAUACUGGUGGUGUCCUCAAACAGCCAAGAGUUUUGCUGACCACUUCCAACCCAUCAACUUCUGCAUCUCUACAAAACAGGACGGGAUAUUAUAUGAACAAAUGUUUUAUAGAAUCAGACUAAAUGAAUGUGCCAUUGUGACUGGAGACUUGUAUUGGCAGGGAAGUUUGUGUGAAGAAUGGAUUCGGCAAUCUGUGUCCUACACCAAGAUUUUUCUGACAAUGAAACAUUUGUGGAAAUAGGAAAUUUUGGGGAUAUGCAGAUAUAAAUCUAAAUGCAUACCUUGCUCUGGUUAAAGUUGCAGUGUUAAAUGUAAUAAAACAGCAGUACUGAUA
Xenopus laevis (African clawed frog) is the source of this 2325-nucleotide messenger RNA. RefSeq names its product lactase like L homeolog (gene lctl.L). Lineage: Eukaryota; Metazoa; Chordata; Amphibia; Anura; Pipidae. The transcript has 16 exons. The record is from RefSeq and is a predicted model, not a curated record. Gene Ontology annotation, biological process: carbohydrate metabolic process; carbohydrate catabolic process. The coding region runs from base 206 to 1957 and encodes 583 amino acids. Gene Ontology annotation, molecular function: hydrolase activity, hydrolyzing O-glycosyl compounds; glucosylceramidase activity; beta-glucosidase activity.